AUGUAUCAGCUCAGCUCAAGCAUUUACGGCCAUGAACAGGACGUGAGGUCUGUGGUAGCAUUGAGCAAUGGCAGUUUUGCUAGUGCUUCAAGGGACGGUAAGGCCUUCCUUUGGAAGAAACAAGACAGAGAUUGGAUUAAAUCUUUGAUUUACGCCACGGACAAAUUCAUAAACAGCGCUGCUUUUGACGAAACCAAACAAGUCUUGUACCUCGGCGGACAGGAUAUGCUUAUAAAUGGGUUUUCUGUCGACGACAGUACAACGUUAGAACCUGACUACGUACUAGUUGGACACAAGUCCAACGUUUGCAGUCUUUCUUGUUGGCAAAACUAUGUUUUGAGUUCAAGCUGGGAUAAAACGGGCAAAGUUUGGGAGAAUGGAAAGGUUAAGUACGAUUUGGUGGGCCAUGCCGCAUCAGUGUGGGACAUCAAAGCCGUGAACGAAGACACGUUUUUAACAGCUUCCGCUGAUAGGACUAUAAAGGUCUGGAAAGGCUCUAAAAGUGUGAAAACAUUCUCUGGAAUCCAUAAUGAUGUGAUUCGGCAUGUGGCUGUUUACGGCGAGGGCGACAAAUUUGCUAGUUGUUCCAACGAUGGAACCAUAAAGAUCAUGGAUUUGGAUGGCAAUGUUCAAAAGACGCUUAUUGGCCAUGAGAGCUUUGUCUACGCUGUGAAAUACUUGGAAGAUGGCCGUCUGGUGAGCUGCGGAGAAGAUAGGACUGUUCGUGUAUGGAGUACAGACGGGGAGGUUCAACAGGUGAUAACACUUCCUGCCAUCUCCAUAUGGGAUCUUGAUCUCUUCCCCAAUGGGGAUAUUGUGGUGGGGUGCAGCGAUAAAUCAAUAAGAAUUUUCAGCCAAGAAACCUCAAGGUUAGCGUCGGAGCAGGACUUACAAGCAUUUCAGCAAGAAGUCGAGAGUUCCGCUCAUAGUGCACAGUCCAUGGAAUUUAACGAGUCGAGGCUUUCUCCCCCCGAAGUUUUAAAAAAGCCAGGCAAUGAGGGCCAGAUAGUCGUAGUGAAAAGUGAAGCAGGGAUCCUUGAGGCGCACCGGUAUACCCAAGAAGCAUGGAGCAAAGUUGGAGAUGUAGUAUCAUCCGCGGGAAGCGACAAAAAAGCCGAGUACAACGGCAAAAGAUAUGACUAUGUGUUUGAUGUUGAUAUUUCUGACAAUAUGCCACCCUUAAAGCUUCCCUUUAACCUCACCGAUAAUCCUUACGUCACAGCGGACAAGUUUUUAGCUGACAACGAGCUUCCUUCAUCCUACAAGGAAGAAGUAGUCAGAUUUAUCAUAAAAAACACCGAUGCUGUUACAUUUGAACCGGAGUCUGCACCUCCGACUCAAUCGGCCCCUGUUGCAUCGUUCGUAGGGAAAGUCGUUCCCACCAAGACAUAUUUGAGACUUAGCGCCUAUAAUGUGGAUGCAAUUUUUAGCGGUAUUGUCAAGUUGAAUGCUUCCGAGAAAACCUUCAACGACGAGGAACUAGCCUCAACUGGGGCCGCACUUCAUGAUUUGGAAGAAAAUUACGAAUUUCUCUUUACACAGGCUGAGGUCAUUCGUUCCUCCUGGAAAACUAAAACUCCCUCUUACGACAUUUUGCGGCUAAUUGUUCACUUGCUGCCUACAGCUGACUGCAUGAGUGACUUCAUAGAAGAAGGGCUCGGCUCAUCGGAUCCAACCCUUGCAAUGCUCACCAUCCGUGCCCUUGCAAAUUGCUUCUCUAACCCCACAUGGGGUGAAGAGCUCAUGUCUAAGGAAUCAGUAUAUUCCUCGGUCUUCAAAACAAUUGACGAUCAAAGUUUUGCAAAUCCAAAGCUGCAAACAGCAACCGCCGUGGCGAUAGCGACUCUUCUAUUGAAUUACAGUGUUUACAUUGUUCAGCAUAACCAAUUGGACCUUGUACCAGAGAUUUCUGAUACCCUUAAUACUAAAUUUGGACCCUCAGCUUUCUGCCAACAUUGCGAAGAGGCAGCUUACAGAAUGGCCGUUGCGUAUGGAAAUUUGAGCACAGUCGAACCCGUCCUCAGGCAAUUUACCCAAUCGAUAUCUUGGCUCAAGAAGAUACGUACGACUUAUCAGGGCAUUCCAAGAUUCCAAGAUAUCUUGAGUGAUCUUUUCGCUUGA
Lachancea mirantina is the source of this 2121-nucleotide messenger RNA. The record is from the annotation of a GenBank genome assembly. NCBI's taxonomy places the organism in Eukaryota, Fungi, Ascomycota, Saccharomycetes, Saccharomycetales, Saccharomycetaceae.